UCUUUCUUUUUCUUUUUUUUUUGGAAUGAAAAGAAAUACAAAAAACCUAAAACCAUAAACCCCUGACCUUUCCCUCUCUCUCACACCCACCCAGGCCCGCCGUUCUCUCCUAGGCUCCCUCACGCCCCCAACCGGAGAACGCAGACCACGACGGAUCGCCGGAGCCUCAUAUUUUGAGCUGACCUCUCUUUUUCCUUGCCUUGAGUUCCCAGCCGUCCACCGCCAACGCCGCAGGUUUUUCCAACGGCCUCGUAGCUUCUGAAAAACAAUUCUAAGGGAGCAAAUGAAGCACCUAAUCUCGGCUUUCACCCCGGACGGUGAUUACAUUGCAAUUUUGUCCUCUAAUGGAAUAGUGAAGAUUUGGAGCACGAGUGAUGGGAGCUUAUUCUCUGAGUGGAAGCAGUUGGAUGAAAAUCCUGGUAGUAAGUUCUCUUGUAUGGGAUGCAGUUUUGUUGGGAAAAAGCGAAGAAAAGUGCGUGGUACCUUAUUGUUAGCUCUCGGCUCAAGUGAUGGGGAUGUCUUUGUUGUUGAUGUUUCAUCUGGAGAGAGGAAGUGGGAAACUACUGGCUCCUUUCCUGGUGGAGUGGCUGGUUUAUCUUUUACAAAUAAAGGUCGUAGUCUGCAUGUGGUCGGAACUAAUGGAAAGGUAUCUGAAAUGAACUCAGAAACUGGAACGCCUUUACUAGAGUUCAAAGCUUCAAGAAAGCAGAUAUCUGCUUUAGCUUUUUCUAGUGAUGGGAAUUUUUUGGCUGUAGCUGAUGAUAAAAUAUGUGUUUUAAGUUUGGAAGAUGGGAAAAAACUUUCAAAGUUUUCUAAUGAGAUGGGCCAGGUUCAGUUUGCUUCUAUAUCUGAUGAUGCUGGUGCCCUAAUUACGUCAGGCUCUCGAGAUAAACAUCUUCAAGUAUGGAGUUUGGAUAAAAAUAGUGGUACCGUGAGUCGUGGCUCUGUUCUUUCUAUGAAACAUACUCCAUUAACUUUUCAAUGUAAAGAUGGAUGCAAUGGAAAACCUGGUUUGACUGUCUUGGCGAUCUCAAAGUCAGGUGUAGCUUAUGUGUGGCAUUUGAAAUCACUAUUAGAAGAUGAGGUUAAUCCAAUUAAAGUAACAUGUAAAGUAAAUGAAGAUGAAAAGGCCCUACAAAACGGUGAAAGUGUGAAGAAUAGUCGCGUUUCUAUUUUUGCUGCAAGAUUACAAAGUUUAGAUGCUAGCAAAGAUAUGAAAGCGCUCGUAGCUUUUGGUUCAAUUGAUCACCCCCAGUUCAGUCUUGUGGAUAUUAGUAAAUCAGGGCAGGAUGUUGUCAUAAAUGCUUCAGAAGAGACUACAAACAUUUUCGAAAAUGGAGUUGCAAAAGAUGGUUUGCAGCCAGAAGCAACGGUUUCACCAAAGAAAAAUAAAAAAGCAAGUAAGAAGCGUCCAGCAUCUGAAGCAGAUCAGUCAACUACAGGAGACAUAGUUGAUAUUGGUCAUGGAGAAGCUGCCGACGGAGUCCUUGUUGAUGACGAUACAAAUGAGCCAACCAUGGGAGAAAAACUUGCGGGUCUAAAUCUAGCAGAAGAUAAUACAGCAAAGAGCAAUGAAAUUGACGAGUCUUCUGCUAUUGUUAAGCCUCCUAGCGCAGAUUCUGUUCAUGUUCUUCUUAAGCAAGCUCUACAUGCUGAUGAUCGCGCUAUAUUGUUGGAUUGCUUAUUUACCCAAGAUGAGAAGGUUAUAACAAAAUCAAUCUCACAGUUGAAUCCAUCAGAUGUUUUGAAGCUAUUACAAUCUCUCAUAUCUAUUAUUCAGUCGAAGGGUGCAGUCUUGGUAUGUGCACUUCCAUGGCUGAGAAGCCUACUUCUUCACCAUGCAAGUGGAAUUAUAUCCCAGGAAUCUUCUUUACUUGCCUUAAACUCGGUGUAUCAGCUCAUAGAAUCGAGAGUUUCUACUCUCCAGUCAGCUGUUAAAGUGUCAAGCGUCUUGGACGUUCUUUAUUCCGGGGUUCUAGACGAGGAACAAGAUGAAGGUGAAAUGAACGUGCCAUUUAUUUACGAGGACAGAGAUGAAAGCGAAGAGGAGUCUGAAGACGCCAUGGAAACCGACGAUGACGACAACAGUGACAACGCCAACAGCGACAAUGACAAGGAGGCUCUUGAAGGAGCGUUUGGUGAUCUUAGUGAUCUUGAAGGCAUGAGCGAGUAGCUGAAGCUUUGAGUUUCUUUUCAAUGUAUUUGUAGGAACCCCUUUAAUAUACUAAAAUUAAUUAAAAUUUUGCCUAUCUGAGCUUGAAUAUUCCUAUAAUUGAAUGAAAAUUUUGCCCCAUGUGUUUCAACUUCCA
Molecule: messenger RNA, 2309 nt
Organism: Cannabis sativa
Lineage: Eukaryota; Viridiplantae; Streptophyta; Magnoliopsida; Rosales; Cannabaceae
Exons: 14
Coding region: 284-2173 (629 amino acids)
Molecular function (GO): protein binding
Source: RefSeq, a predicted model, not a curated record